AUGGAACUCGGUGGUGGAAAAGAAAGAUACGUUAUGAACUUUCUCUGUAAAUCAAAAAUAGAACUCAGUUCAAUCCACGUACGUGUUGGACUGGGCGAUAUCGUCAUUAUUGGCGCACCAAUAGUAAACAGUCAUUCAAAAUACUUUCUAAGCAAGCCAAAUAGUGAGACUACGGUACUUAAUUUAAAUAUAAGUCAUGCUAUAUUUCACGAUAACCAAAUACCUAACGACGCAUACAAUAACAUCGUAAUUAAGUAUUUCAAGGGAAACUUAAAGGCUAUAAUAACUCCAGUAAAUAAGUACAAAAUAUUCAAUCUUAAUUAUGGCAGUAAUUGUUAUGACACCUUAGACAUAUUCAGAAAUAAAGAGAAGAGCUUAGUCGGGAAUGAUUUUAUGAUAGGUCCUUUAGUUGAAGAGGAUCAUGGUAACUGGGUAUUAAGUGUAUAUAACAAAGGAUAUGAUGGAGAGUUGAUUGAACUCUUUCAAGUUAUUACAAUAGAAAUAACAGAAUCUAUUCCUAUAUAUCCAGAAAAGCCAAAAUUAGAAGAGGGUAAAGAUUUCGAACUCCGUUUUGCAUACCCGGUAAGAAAUCUAGAAAGCUGUGAAAUUACUGCGCCGAGGACAGCGUUCGAUAGAUUUUACGAUAGAGACAAAAAUAAUUUAAAUUAUUGUGGCUUUCGUAUACCAAACGUAACGAAAGCAGAUGAAGGACUUUGGAGGAUAAUUGGUGUUGGAAAUAUAGUGUAUGAAGCAAAUGUGUAUUUAGAGAUAAGUAAAAAUCCUUCAUAAAAAUAACGUAUUUUAAAUUUUCUUUUAAAUAUUAACUAGUCUUGUAGUUUUUGUUAGCUCACGAAAUAUAUUUAUGGAAACUUUUUUUUUA
Molecule: messenger RNA, 880 nt
Organism: Melitaea cinxia (Glanville fritillary)
Lineage: Eukaryota; Metazoa; Arthropoda; Insecta; Lepidoptera; Nymphalidae
Exons: 3
Coding region: 1-789 (262 amino acids)
Source: RefSeq, a predicted model, not a curated record